Molecule: messenger RNA, 657 nt
Organism: Penicillium subrubescens
Lineage: Eukaryota; Fungi; Ascomycota; Eurotiomycetes; Eurotiales; Aspergillaceae
Exons: 1
Coding region: 1-657 (218 amino acids)
Source: RefSeq, a predicted model, not a curated record
AUGUCUCUCAGCGAAGAUGAUAUUACAGAGGACAAGAAGAAUCUCCUCGUUCGGGUCCGCAGGGCGUCAGACCGCCGAGGAGUCAGCUAUACACGUCUCAUAUGCACUUUCUUUGGCGAAGACUCGGAAGAAAACUUGGCCAAGCUGAUUUCCGAGGCCGAGUACGACGGAGCAGUCUUCGACGAUGCCGCGCUUUACGAUGCGGGUUCCAACGACGGUUUACAGUCGCUGCAUAGUAUCCUAACUCGUAUCCCACAAAUCGUCGAGGAGACACCAGGGUUUGCUGCUUGGUACAAUGAGAGGAAGCGGAGAACACGAGAUGAGGCUAUCGAGGCCGGCGUGGACAGUUUUGACUAUGCUCUGUCGAUCUUUCACCUAGCGGCCAAAUGGAGCCAUGUGCUUAUUUAUGACAAGGAGACAAAUAAUGGCCCGAGGGACGUGCUGCUCGUGUAUAUCGACGACCGCGGCCAUGUUCUACUUUACUCCCGGUUGGCCGGCGCUGAGGACUUGCAGGCCGCCGAUGGGAUGCUAUGCUCGGGCCAGGAUUGCAUGCACGCCUGGUGGGAGGGCAGCCGCUACGGCAAGGACUGGGAGACCCACCAACUUUCUAAGCGAUGGGAUGAGGUUGAUCAUGAAACACCUGCGUUGGAGGCCUGA